Magnolia sinica is the source of this 967-nucleotide messenger RNA. Its product is annotated as MADS-box transcription factor 33. Gene Ontology annotation, biological process: positive regulation of transcription by RNA polymerase II. The transcript is spliced from 7 exons. Gene Ontology annotation, molecular function: DNA-binding transcription factor activity, RNA polymerase II-specific; protein dimerization activity; RNA polymerase II cis-regulatory region sequence-specific DNA binding. Bases 161 to 775 code for a protein of 204 amino acids. Gene Ontology annotation, cellular component: nucleus. The record is from RefSeq and is a predicted model, not a curated record. Lineage: Eukaryota; Viridiplantae; Streptophyta; Magnoliopsida; Magnoliales; Magnoliaceae.
AAUCUAAACACAGAGAAAGGCGUUGGUUUGCUAUAUAUGAAGGGAAGCUGUUGGUGGGUUUAUCGUUGUGAAUUGUGAUCAGUGAUCAGAGAGCGGCGACCUCGAAGCUAGUCCAAACUAGUGGGAGGUUGUCUGCAGAGACGAAUCUAAGAUCAUCAUCAUGGCACGAGGUAAGGUUCAGAUGAAGCGGAUUGAGAACCCGGUCCACCGCCAGGUCACCUUCUGCAAGCGCCGGGCCGGCCUGCUCAAGAAGGCUCGUGAGCUAUCUGUGCUCUGCGACGUCGAUAUCGGCCUCAUGAUAUUCUCCACCCAUGGCAAGCUUUAUGAGCUAGCCACCAAAGGGACUAUGGAAGGAUUGAUUGAGAGGUAUUUGGGAACGUCUCGAGGAGCACAGAUUGAACGUGGUCCUGCGAACCAACCUACGGAAUCGGACCAAGAGGUAUUCAUGCUGAAACAAGAGAUCGAAUUACUUCAAAAGGGUCUCAGGAAUAGUAUUGGAGGGGGGAUGGGAAAUAUGAGAAUGGACGAGUUACAUGCAUUAGAAAGGCAUCUUGAACUUUGGAUAUAUCACAUUCGCUCUACAAAGAUGCGGAUCAUGAUUCAAGAGAUCCAGUCACUGAAAGAUAAUGAGGGAAUCCUCAAAUCAGCGAAUGAGUUUCUCCAAGGAAAGAUAGAGGAGCAAAACGUGAUUUUUGACAUGCCUCCAAUGAUAGGAGGAAUACCAUAUCCACUAACAAUACCAAAUGAGAUAUUCUUGGAAGAAUUGAAUUAUUAGACUAGUAAUAGGUAAAGGUUUGAGGUGACUAUUGAUAAUAGACUUGGUUAGCAAGUGUUAUGGUGGAAUGUGGUGUACAGCUUAUGAUGAUGACCCUUUUACUUGUUAAAACAGCUACUGUAUGAUUGCUUUGGAUUUGCUGGGUUGUUUGGGUACCUAUUAAAACAGCUAGUAUCACUAUUUUUUGGGUUU